AUGGCCUUUCUCACAGGUGUUGGCGUGCUUUCAAUCGUUCUUGGACAAGCUCUGGCUGAGAUUGGUGUCAUCAGUCCUCUUGCGCAAGCAUGUCCUGGCUAUACUAACAACUCUGACGUGGUCUGCAUCAACCAUUAUGCAUCCGCCAUGCCACCGACUUUCGAUCGUCCACAUUCGAGUGGAGGAGAAUACUUCCCAAACGAUACCUUCGUCGGAACCGAAAUCCCGUCUGAUCCAUCAUGGCAACUCGUGAAGAACGCAACUUUCGUUGUCUUCGAUGAGCGCGGUAGCCAGAUUCUUGGACCUUCUCCUAAACUGGAACAUAUCUUUGCUACACGGAACGACUCCAUUCACGAAGGCCCAGUAUAUGUUCCAGCUUUGGAUGCAAUCAUCUUUUCGUUACCUCAUCAGGGCAUCUAUGAGCAGCAAAUCAUCCAUCUCAAUGGCUCGACACCUCGUAUCGACAACUAUACUACCACCCCUCCCGUGUAUGCGGUAAAUGGAGGCAAGCUUUUCAAUGGAAAGGUCUACUGGGCUGUCGAGGCAGGUUUCUCUUUCCCUUCUCCCAAGAACGGAUCACUAGUUGCUCAGAGACCUGGUAUCUACGAGCUCGAUCCUCUCACUGGGGAUGUCAAGGUUCUGCUCAACAACUACUUUGGCCAGGCAUUCAACAGCCCGAACGAUCUUUGGGUAGAUGCGCAAGGCGAUAUCUGGUUCACCGAUUCCUGGUACGGCUAUGCCAUCAAUGUUACCGAGUAUCCUGUACUGCGACCUGCGACCUACCGCUUCAUACCCUCCACCGGACGUGUAUCAAUCGUUGACGACAGCAUUGCUCAGCCCAACGGCAUCGGCAUGUCUCCUGAUGGUCGCACCAUGUACAUCAGCGAUACUGGUGUUACUGACUUUGCGAACUAUCCAGCUAACGGUACCCUGCCUCGUUACACUUACAACCCUCUCGGAGGAAACUCACUCUACGCUUUCGAUGUGCUUCCUUCGCCAGCCGGAUCUUACAUCACGGGUAAGCGACCUAUCUACUUGGCUCAGACCUUUGGAGAUGACGGCUUCCACGUUGCUCAGAAUGGAUAUCUGCUGGGGGCUGAAGGUGGCGGUGUCACCGUGUUGAGCGCAUAUGGUGAGGUGUUGUUGCGCAUUGAGACCGGCUUCACAAUCAACAAUAUCCAAUUUGCUGGUCCUGACAGGAAGGACCUUUGGCUUUUCGGUGAAGGUCCAAUCAGUCGACUGACUUGGGAUCUGGUCGGCAUGGCACAAGAGUGA
Aureobasidium melanogenum CBS 110374 is the source of this 1275-nucleotide messenger RNA. RefSeq names its product calcium-dependent phosphotriesterase. Lineage: Eukaryota; Fungi; Ascomycota; Dothideomycetes; Dothideales; Saccotheciaceae. The record is from RefSeq and is a predicted model, not a curated record. Bases 1 to 1275 code for a protein of 424 amino acids. The transcript has a single exon.